Molecule: messenger RNA, 1434 nt
Organism: Bombyx mori (domestic silkworm)
Lineage: Eukaryota; Metazoa; Arthropoda; Insecta; Lepidoptera; Bombycidae
Product: tetraspanin-9
Exons: 6
Coding region: 460-1260 (266 amino acids)
Cellular component (GO): plasma membrane
Source: RefSeq, a predicted model, not a curated record
AUAAAAUGAAGAGUAAACGCAACUUUCACUCACAUUAUCUUUGAUCUAUAGAAUGUGUUAGACCUUGUUUGCGGCAUCACCUUGAGUUGGCGUACCUCGCGUAAUGUGACUCGUCUCAUUUAUGUUGUAGUAUCUACCUACUAGUAUCUGACAAUUCUAGUAAAGAUCAUUCAUGCUUGACAUUAAUACCAAAACAAUUAUGGAACUGUUUAUUUUGCAUAGGUGUUCUAUGAUGUUCAUUUGUUGGGAUCUAUUUAAGUAUCAUUUAGUAAAUUAUCUUUUUUAGUGUGGGAUUCUCGUUUUUUCGUAUGAUUUAAUUGUGGAAGAGAAUAUUCUGUAAUUGUUGUUAUUAAUCGAAAUUCUUAUUUUUUGAUCAUCUGUGCCGUUUAUUAACUGUUAAUUCUAUUAAAGAACACGAUAGAAAAUAAUACGAGAACAUUUUAUAAUGCGCUUCGUAUAAUGGAAGAAGGCAAUAAAACAGGGCACACUUCACGAAAUAUAAAAAAAGGUCAUGAAUACAAAGAGACAAAAACGGCAAUGUUGUGGAGAAGAGUAAUGGGUAUGGGUGGAGCGAUGGACAGCUGCGGGAGGUGCAUGAAGUUCUCUCUAAUAUGUAUCAACGUAAUAACAUUGAUUGGCGGGGCUAUAGCGCUGGCCAUAGGACUAUGGGUGUGGACGUCGCGUUCUUUCUCAAGCACGUUGAUGAGCAACAACAUGUUCAUAGCGUCGGUCGGCGUGGUCGUGGCCAUGGGAGUCGCCAUAAUGAUCCUCUCGCUACUGGGAUGUUGCGGCGCCGCUAAGGAAGUCAAAUGCAUGUUGCUCACGUACUACAUUUUAGUUUUCAUCAUAUUCGUUGUGAUGUUAGUGGGAGGGAUCUUGCAGUUCGUGUUCAGAGAGAAGGUUCUGACAACCCUAGACCGUGAGCUGUACGCAUCUGUGCCCUAUUAUGGUGUCAAACACGAGUACACGAAAUCCUGGGACGACACGCAGACCUAUCUCCAAUGUUGCGGAGUGAAGAGCCCUAAUGACUGGCACGGGAAUCUGCCGGAGAGCUGCUGCAGGGAAGCCUACCCUGGGAAGAGAAUAGAUUGCAAAUCCAAUCAAAACCCGACCACGAUUUAUGUCGACGGUUGCCUUGACAAGGUCAUCGAGUUCCUGCGAGAGGACGCCGUGUAUGUUGGUACUGCUGCCAUCAUUGUCGCAAUUAUAAUGUUGCUGGCUUUAAUACUCUCCUGUGGAUUAUUCGUGAAGAUAGAAUGACAGAUUCGAAGAUUUCAUGACAGCUCCUACAAAAUUGAUUGACUGUAUGAUUCGAUGUAAUUAUUGUUAUUGUUUGCUUUGUGUAAUUAAUAACGCACCGCGAAAUAUAUCUUCUGUAUUUUUUUUAUAUAAAUUAUUUAAAUUAAUACAAAAAAAUAAAGUAAAAAACAUUAC